This is a messenger RNA of Beauveria bassiana ARSEF 2860, 435 nucleotides long. RefSeq lists its product as uncharacterized. The record is from RefSeq and is a predicted model, not a curated record. The coding region runs from base 1 to 435 and encodes 144 amino acids. The transcript is spliced from 4 exons. NCBI's taxonomy places the organism in Eukaryota, Fungi, Ascomycota, Sordariomycetes, Hypocreales, Cordycipitaceae.
AUGACUAGUGGUGAUGGCAUGCUCAAGGAAUGGGUUUCUGGAAUUUUCCAUUUUCGACGGGUUGAAAAGGGAGCCGUGGUAGUCCCGAUAGCCUCGGAGAUGGUAAGAACUAGGCGCCUAGACAUACUGAUUGAUCCUCAACUACGUGACGCCGGUGAAGAGCUCGUGUCCCAUGUAAUUCUCCUCAUGCCCCUAAAACUGGGGCUGGGUGGUCAGGAUGAGGUAGACCAAGGAGACCCAAGCAGACCUAUUAACUUUGACCGCAUUACGCCGUCUGCCACCAAGCCGGCGGCCACCGCGCCGACUGAUAACGCCGAGGAGGCCUGUUCUAACAAGGCCGAGGAAGCUUACGAUAAGUGCCUAGAUGACUUGAAGAACACCAACUUAGAUUGCGUUGCAGUGAGCGACAAGGUUCUGGGUGUCAUUAGGCUGUGA